Radiomyces spectabilis is the source of this 2119-nucleotide messenger RNA. RefSeq lists its product as uncharacterized. The record is from RefSeq and is a predicted model, not a curated record. Bases 123 to 1982 code for a protein of 619 amino acids. The transcript has 5 exons. Gene Ontology annotation, cellular component: P-body. Gene Ontology annotation, biological process: nuclear-transcribed mRNA poly(A) tail shortening; regulation of mRNA stability. Gene Ontology annotation, molecular function: translation repressor activity; protein binding; mRNA binding. NCBI's taxonomy places the organism in Eukaryota, Fungi, Mucoromycota, Mucoromycetes, Mucorales, Radiomycetaceae.
UGUCUUUCUCUCUCUCUCUCUUUCUCUUAUUUCCCCACCAAGAAGAAGACCACUCAUUCAUCCGUUUCUUCCUUUCGUUUGUUUUUCCAACUGAUACCCCGUUUUUUGUUCAGUGCGUAGCCAUGUCUACAACACAAGCUUAUAACCAGAGGUCGGUUUUACCAGACAACUUUGCCUUUGAACCUACCCCAUCUGCCUCUAUCAACAAUACCCCUUCUUCAUUACGUUCCGGUACAGCCGAAUUCUCAUCUGCACCUUCAUCAUCGCAUCAUUCCCAACAACGGCUCGCACGCCCCGUAUCCGAGAUUCUCAGACCUGGAAGCGUAAUAUCUCCAGAAACUGAAGCGUUGGAUAAAUGGUUUGAAGACCUGCAGGAAUAUGAACGCAAUUUGGAAUCCAUGGCUUCCGCCAACAUUGAUCCAAAGUAUAAGGAGGAGAUCCAACACGUGGAACAAUGGUUUCGGUACCUUAGCGAAGCUGAACGCACAGCCGCCGUUUAUUCUCUGUUGAAAUAUUCGAGCCAGGUCCAGAUCCGAUUCUUUAUCACGGUGUUGCAGCAAAUGGAUAAGAAGAAUCCCCUGGGAGCAUUGUUGACGCCCGUUCAACCCGAGAAAACUGAUAUGCAUUCCCAGCUCUCCAGCGCCAUGGCCAAAGCUGAGUGGGAAGCUAGCCAAAAACUUUUGUCCGUGUUACCAUAUCAGACAGGCCAGGUGAUGGCCAGGCCACCCAAUCCGAAUGCUUCUCGACGCAACAUUGACCGUCAUUCUUUUGCCUUGGGCGAUACCCAGGAGUAUAACCGUCUUUUCAAUGGUGGCGGUGCUGGUGGAAGCAUAGUAUCUGGAUCCGAUUUUUUAACCCCGCAUACUGGAUAUAACAAUGCUUCUUCCCUGAUGGACGAUUCCGCUUUCAGUCGGUUAAAAUCUCAGAACCGCAACUCGAUUUUUGCUGGGGCAAGUACGGGAGUGCGUCCAAAGUCUGUGAUUGAAAGCGAUCUGUCGUCGAUUUUUAACAGCGAUUGGACCUUUGGUGCUGCCGGUGGAGGAAUGAUGAGCGAUCGCGGCGGAAGACCCAAAUCCGCCGAUGUUUCCAAUUGGUCUUUUGCGACGGUAUCCUCGGAUGCCAAUGCCAAAGCCAAAGACGCCGCGGCCGCGGCUUGGGGAGUCACCCCAGGGGUCAAUUCGUUCAGUGAACAUGGCAAGGCCAUUGAGCGACCCAGUUCCGCUUCAGACGUCGAUCACUUGACCAUGUUGACGGCCAAUUGGCAUCUGCCAUCUCAACAGCGUGCUUACGAGACCGAUGAUAGCAAGAAUUUCCGAAGAAGACCCAAGAAUCGAACCAGCAUUCCCGGUACCGUCCCUGAAACAGAUGAAAACAAUACGAACAUUGUUCUGUCAUUGCACGAUGAACAUCACCAACCUUAUGGUAUUUUUGGUCAAACGUCAUUAUCGCAACCUUAUCCAACAAGUUCUUCUCGUCCUUCGUCGCGAGCCACGUCACCGAUUCCUUCGGCAUCCAAUUCAAGCUCGCUUUAUCCGACAAGCUCGGCUUACACCCCGAUGCCUCGAAGUCCUAAACCAAAUCACCAUCUGGUGCCACCCUCUUCUGGAGCUCAUUUUGGUCAAUUUUUGAACCCUAGCGACCGCCUUGACGCCGAUCUCGAUUACCUUAGCGAUCACAGUGAUGCCUCGGCAUUCAGUCACAGCAACCGAUACAGGAAAUUCGGUCAACGUCCUGUUAAAGAAAAGAAGCAUGUCGAUGUCGUCGACAUGCAAUUGCUCCAAGAUAUUCCUGCUUGGCUCAGGAGUCUUCGAUUGCACAAGUAUAAUCCAAUUUUUGAGAACAUCAAAUGGCAGGAAAUGGUGAAGUUGUCCGAUGACGAAUUACUGGCUCGAGGUGUCUCCGCUUUGGGAGCAAGACGUAAGAUGCUCAAAGUGUUUGAACAAGUCAAAGCGCAUUGUGAAGCAAACAAUAUACCUAUAUAAAACUAUGUCAUCCACCACUUGCAGGGCAAAUAAGCGGGGAUUUUUGGUAUCUUUGGAAGGAACAUGGGCUAAAGUUUGGCAGGCGAACAAACUCUCACUUGUGUAGUUUCUUUUUUUUGAAUUUCUGAAUUUUUGGG